This is a messenger RNA of Westerdykella ornata, 1149 nucleotides long. RefSeq lists its product as uncharacterized. Bases 1 to 1149 code for a protein of 382 amino acids. The record is from RefSeq and is a predicted model, not a curated record. The transcript has a single exon. Lineage: Eukaryota; Fungi; Ascomycota; Dothideomycetes; Pleosporales; Sporormiaceae.
AUGUUCAAUCUGCAGUCGAUUGUGCUGCUGGUCAUCUCCUACUUUGUGAUACCACGGCUCACCUUCCUCCCAACUACCCUCCACUCUCUCCUCAUUGUCUUCGGCCCGUUCCUGCUCCCGCGCCUGAUCAACGUCUUCAACAGCGCCCGAGCAGCCUCGCGCAGCGUCCCGAUCCGACCGACGCCUCCGAAGGUGCAGCAUGCGUUGAACCUGCUUGCUGCAAGCGCCGCCGUCUGCCUCGUCCUUACAUUGCCCUACUUCGCGCCCGAGAAUGUCUUCCUCAAGACGCAGAGUCGGCUGCAGAUUGAGCCGAGCGUACUGUUUGCGCGCCUGAGGCUCCUGCGCGACCUGACUCCGGCGGACGAAACACUGAGAAUCAAGUUCGGCAGCAUCCAGAACAGGCUGGUCUACCUUGCAUACGGGCCUGACACGCUCCUGAAUUGUAUCUGGUGCAGCAGCGGCGCGGGUAACGAUGCACAGAAUUACCUCCUGUACAGCCUGCCAAAGCUUGUUACACCGCACAUAUUCCACCUCGCGGUCCUGGGCCUAGCAACGUCUUCCUUUGUCGGCACCGAGGGGUCUAGAUUCCGUAUACACGCGACAAUCGCAGGUCUCGUGCUGUUGGUUGCGGAGGCAUGGUACCUGGGGACCUACGACAUUUCGGGGAACAAGAAGGCGAGAAUGCUGCAGGAGAUUGACUUUGCGCACUGGCGCGUCCGACUGCUACGGUACCUGUCGUUUGCUGCCGUGGAUGCUGCCCUUGGUCUUGUCCUUUGGCUGACGAGCACCAACCGAUGGCUUGCCAGGCCGGCGUCCAUUGCGGAGCGGCUCGAGAUGACUACAAGAGACGCAGAACAGAGCCUGUCCAAGCUGCAUGCCCUAGGAUUGCUCUCCAAUUCCAUCAACCGCGAUCAGACACUGCGCAAUGCGCGAGAGGCAUACUGGCGGAUGGAGGGGGAGGAAAUGGCAGAAGUGGUGCAGGAGGAAGACGUCACGGCCGAAAUCAACAAGGCGCUGAGCAAGAUGGACGUACCCAACGUGCAACGGCAGAUUGAUCAGGCAGUCGACGCUCUCAUUUCGGAUAUUGAUGGUUUGGGGUCCUCGCUACAUAUGAGUGCGAGUGCUGCAGCUGGGGAGCAAUAUCAAUGA